Molecule: messenger RNA, 1887 nt
Organism: Nerophis lumbriciformis (worm pipefish)
Lineage: Eukaryota; Metazoa; Chordata; Actinopteri; Syngnathiformes; Syngnathidae
Source: RefSeq, a predicted model, not a curated record
AUGGAAGAAGCUGAGUGGCAUCAGGGGACUGAAAGCGAGGAAGUCUUUGACUCAGAUGAAGAAGAGAUGACAUUGGACAGCUGUUUCAUAGAGCCGAGCUGCCACCCCCAAUUGGACCGUGACGUUGAGACAGUCAGGAGCCUAUAUUCUUGUCAUUCAGUCACCAUUGGGGAGUACCAAUCAAUUGAUCAGGUUGAUGUUGAUCUGAACAUUAAUGCAAACAUUUUGGAUGGGGAGGUGGCAAAGGCCUGGGGCGUAAACCCAGCGGAGCCCAUCGUUGUCCGCCUUCACUUUUCUUUGUCUCAGUAUCUGAGUGGACCUGAACCAACAGUCGAAGUAUUUCAGCCAUCUAAUCAACAACAUUUUAAUCUUGGAAAACAACUGCAAAAUGUCUUAGCAGUCUUCAUAUCCCGAGAGUGGAACCAUUUGACAAAUGCGAACGUGACUGUGAGACCGAAGAGAAGGCACAGCUGGUUCAGGCCUGGUGGAACCAUGAAGAAAUUCCGCGCAAGACUCAGCAUCUGGCUGCCACUGCCAAAAUCCAACUCUCUCCAAGACCGGAGCCUGAGAGGAAGGAUUGUUUUGCCCGCCAUGAAAUUGAAUCAUUUCGCCAGUCACACAACAUCUUACAACAUCAAGAAUCCAUCCGGGGAACUGUUCACUUACACGCCAAGUGGAAAGAGGGUGAUGGUGUCAGGAGUCAAGUCAUCAGCUCAGCUCAGCACCAAGCAGCUGAUAGACCUAUUGUUCUUCUCUCAGGCCAUAGGGCACUGUAAGACCACCCCAACUCUGCAACACGGCUUCUUGGUGCAGGUUAUGAGAUACGCAGAACAGAGAAUACCCACGUUGAAUGAGUACUGCGUGAUUUGUGACGAGCGACACGUUCUCCAGAAUGGCCCUUUGUUAAAGCCUGCCGUUUGCACCCGCGAACUGUGUGUCUUUUCCUUUCACGCCAUGGGGACCAUGUCAGGGGCCACAGAAGAGGUCGCCACCGGUGCAGAGGUGGUUGACUUGCUGGUGACAAUGUGCAGGGCGGCUCUGCAGUCAUCUCGCAAAAGCAUCGUCUUUGAGCCUUACCCGUCUGUCGUUGAUCCACUGAAUCCCAAAAUGCUAGCCUUUAGUCCCAAGAGAAAGAGCUAUGAGAGGCUAGAAAAAGCCCUGGAUGCUGUCCUGCUGGUUAGGAAGAUGACACAGGGUUCAUAUUCUGAAAUCAAGAAGCAAAUGGACCAGAUAGAUCUUCUUGCUAUUCCUUUACUGCAAUGGAUUUUAUCCAGCAACAGAUCUCACAUUGUCAAGCUUCCAGCAAACAGGCAUCUGCCAUUUAUGCACACGCCCCACCAGUUCCUGCUCAUCAGCAGCCCUCCAACCAAAGAGGCUCGUUUUCAAACUGCACGCGAACUCUACGGAAGCACCUUUGCUUUCCAUGGUUCCCACGUUGAAAACUGGCAUUCAAUUUUAAGAAAUGGACUUGUCAAUGCCUCUAAUACAAAAUUCCAGAUGCAUGGAGCUGCAUAUGGUAAAGGGAUCUACUUAAGCCCUGUUUCAAGCAUAUCAUUCGGAUAUUCUGAUAUGGGCAAAGGACAACACCAUAUACCCACCAAAGAAGACCUCCUGAAAAAACACAAUCGAAUGAACAUAAUCCAACAAGAUCUCCCUGGCAGGUUUCUUCAAAGCAGGAAUCUAAAUUGUGUUGCACUUUGUGAGGUCAUAACAUCGAAGGACCUUAAAAAACAUGGGAACAUCUGGGUGUGUCCUGUGUCCGACCACGUGUGCACACGUUUCCUCUUUGUGUACGAAAACGGUUGUGUGGGAGAUGUCCACAUCAACACCCAGGAAGAAGAAAUUCAGAACCAAAUUUUAGAGGUCAUUGCAAACAAGCCCCGCUGA